GUUAUACGUAACUUGACCUUCACUCACUCACUCUCUCGCCACCACCUCCACCGCCAUCACCACCACCACCACCGCGGUCAUAACUUCAUCUCAACUCCGAAAUAACUCCAAAGCUCAACCCCUCGCACCACCAUAUUGGGAGGAGUUGUGAGGGGAAGACACGGACGGAGAUAAGACGAAGAAAGGAGUUGGGGAAUGAGAAGAUGAAGAAGGAAAUGAAAAUGCUGGCUAACUCAAGAUCCUCCUCCUCCUCCUCCUCCUCCUCCUCAUCCUUCUCCCCGAUAUCAUCUCUUCCUCGUCUCCUCCUCCUCCUCUUCAUCAUCAUCAUUAGCAUCAGCAGCAGCAUCGUCCCUGCAGAAGGCAGGAGCGCCGGGCACGCCCACCCUCGCCUCCGCCGCUCAAUCGGCCAGUUCGGGGACAUGAUACGCCGAGCCACCCGACGCGAGGCGCUGCUCUACAACAACUACGGCAACCACUGCGGCUUCCAGGGCGGCGAGCAGCCCGCGGUGGACGAGGUGGACAGGUGCUGCCGCAACCACGACCGCUGCUACAACGCCGCCUCCGCCGGGCCGUGCGCGUCCUCCUGGCUGGGCCCGUCCUUCAUCAGGUACUCCUGGGCUUGGAACGGGACGCACCUGCUCUGUGGCGCGGAGAACGAGGGGUGCAGGAAGGCGGCGUGUGAGUGUGACGCCACGGCCGCCACCUGCUUCUCGCGGCACCCCUGGAACGCCGAGCACAAGAAGACUUCCAUCUGGGACAUCCUGGCGUGAGGCGGAUGGGCCAGGCGACGACACCCACAGGAGGCGACACGAAGGAUAACUGAAGGUGCUGAUGACGUGCUGUGGUGAUGUAAGGAAUCGCUAAAGUGGGUACAAGUUGUUGAAGUGCCUCGCUAAAGUGGGUACAAGUUUAAGUGCUGGAGUGAUGCAAUAACUCGUUAAAAUGGGUGUAAGUUGAUGAAGUGCCGGACUGAUGGAAGGAAUCGGUAAAAUGGGUACAAGUUUAAGAGCUGGACUGAUGCAAGGACUCGCUAAGAUGGGUACCAGCUGAUGAAGUGCUAAAGUGGAUACAAGUUGAUGAGGUGCAAAAGUGGAUACAAGUUGAUGAGGUACUAAAGUGGAUACAAGUUGAUGAGGUGCAAAAGUGGAUACAAGUUGAUGAGGUGCAAAAGUGGAUACAAGUUGAUGAGGUGCAAAAGUGGAUACAAGUUGAUGAGGUACAAAAGUGGAUACAAGUUGAUGAGGUACAAAAGUGGAUACAAGUUGAUGAGGUACUAAAGUGGAUACAAGUUGAUGAGGUACUAAAGUGGAUACAAGUUGAUGAGGUACUAAAGUGGAUACAAGUUGAUGAGGUACUAAAGUGGAUACAAGUUGAUGAGGUACUAAAGUGGAUACAAGUUGAUGAGGUACUAAAGUGGAUACAAGUUGGUGAGGUACUAAAGUGGAUACAAGUUGAUGAGGUGCAAAAGUGGAUACAAGUUGAUGAGGUACAAAAGUGGAUACAAGUUGAUGAGGUACAAAAGUGGAUACAAGUUGAUGAGGUACUAAAGUGGAUACAAGUUGGUGAGGUACUAAAGUGGAUACAAGUUGAUGAGGUACUAAAGUGGAUACAAGUUGAUGAGGUACUAAAGUGGAUACAAGUUGAUGAGGUACUAAAGUGGAUACAAGUUGAUGAGGUACUAAAGUGGAUACAAGUUGAUGAGGUGCAAAAGUGGAUACAAGUUGAUGAGGUGCAAAAGUGGAUACAAGUUGAUGAGGUGCAAAAGUGGAUACAAGUUGAUGAGGUACUAAAGUGGAUACAAGUUGAUGAGGUACUAAAGUGGAUACAAGUUGAUGAGGUACUAAAGUGGAUACAAGUUGAUGAGGUGCAAAAGUGGAUACAAGUUGAUGAGGUACUAAAGUGGAUACAAGUUGAUGAGGUGCAAAAGUGGAUACAAGUUGAUGAGGUACUAAAGUGGAUACAAGUUGAUGAGGUGCAAAAGUGGAUACAAGUUGAUGAGGUACUUAAGUGGAUACAAGUUGACAUGCCUUCUUCUUUUAGUGUCCCCCGCAGUUUCGCUUCUCAGGUUAUCCUUUGUCACUGUUUCCAUGGUCGUUGCUCUUCUGGACUUGCCAACUGUACUCUAGUCCACCGCAGUUGACCCCGAAUACCUGUCUCCACCCCUCCCACAGCCUCGCUACACAAGACUUCCCACUCGAGCUCAUCCCUAUUAUUAUUAUUAUUAUUGUUUUAAAUGAGACGAAACAGGAUUACAUGGUCCAAAACACUUACUAAUACCAACACAACAUUCUUCCUCUUCACUUCCCUUUCCUUCCAUACCACAUUCAAUAUCAUUCACUAAUACUAACACAACAUUCUUCCUCUUCACUUCCCUCUCCUUCCAUACCACAUUCAAUAUCAUUCACUAAUACUAACACAACAUUCUUCCUCUUCACUUCCCUCUCCUUCCACAGUACAUUCAAUAUCAUUCACUAAUACUAACACAACAUUCUUCCUCUUCACUUCCCUCUCCUUUAAUAGCACAUUCAAUAUCAUUCACUAAUACUAACACAACAUUCUUCCUCUUCACUUCCCUCUCCUUCCAUAACACAUUCAAUAUCAUUCACUAAUACUAACACAACAUUCUUCCUCUUCACUUCCCUCUCCUUUAAUAGCACAUUCAAUAUCAUUCACUAAUACCAACACAACAUUCUUCCUCUUCAC
This is a messenger RNA of Eriocheir sinensis (Chinese mitten crab), 2703 nucleotides long. RefSeq names its product phospholipase A2, minor isoenzyme-like. The record is from RefSeq and is a predicted model, not a curated record. Gene Ontology annotation, biological process: lipid catabolic process; arachidonate secretion; phospholipid metabolic process. NCBI's taxonomy places the organism in Eukaryota, Metazoa, Arthropoda, Malacostraca, Decapoda, Varunidae. Bases 204 to 770 code for a protein of 188 amino acids. Gene Ontology annotation, molecular function: phospholipid binding; calcium ion binding. The transcript has 7 exons.